CCAUUUUAGCUGUGCCAUAGGCUGCACUAAAAAAAGAAAAAAAGAAAAAAAAAGAAAAACAGAGCAGACCAGAGCUCUUUCAGCAUCCUUUCAGACAAGAGGUAGCCUAUAGCUCUGCUGCAGUGAGCACAAUAAAAGGACUCUCCAAGCAUGGCAACCUUCAACAACAGUCACUGGAACGAGACUACGUCCCUUUUCCAAUACCUUGGUUUUCAAGUGCAAAAGAUUUACCCUUUCCAUGAUAACUGGAACACUGCCUGCUUUAUUAUUCUGGUUAUAUUUAUCUUUACUGUCGUUUCUCUGGUGGCGUUGGCUUUCCUUUACGAGUUGCUUGACUGUUGCUGCUGUGUGAAAAAUAAAACCAUGAAAGACCUAGAGAAUGAAUCCAACCCAGUUAGAACCAUGAUGGGCAGCUUUAGAAAGAGAGAAACAGAAGUGGUGUAAUAAUGAUUGAUCACUAGAACUCACAGAAGAACCAACAAACAAAAUGAAGCCUCUUGCAUCUUAUGAGCAAGUCAUGUGCUUUUUGGGUCUUAACAAUCAUUAUUAGCAACAAUUAUUCCACUUCUGGAUGUGAACUUGAAUGGCUAGCAAAAUCUUUAUGUGGCCCACCUGUUACAAUGUUAUGUGGGAAGAAAGUUUUUUGUUUUUAAAUGAACUUUUGUCAUCUAUAUUUGAUUACUAGAGUAAAUAUUUGUUCAUCUGAACAAUUCACAAUGUUGCUUAAUUGGAGAAAUACAGAUCAAUCUGAUUGUCACCCUCACCCCUGCCACCUCAUGUCUCCUCCUUGGUCUAUAGGCUUCUCCCAUAUGUUUGCCUGCCACAGCCCCAUGCAAUACACCUUAAUGUGAAAGGAUACUUCUGUCCAUGUGUGCCCAAAAUCAGGAGAGGUGGGUUGGAUUCCAGAAACUCCUUACCUAUCAGCACCUCUCCUUUUGGGGGAAGUCUGCACAAAAUUUAC
Messenger RNA from Gopherus evgoodei (Goodes thornscrub tortoise), 961 nucleotides. RefSeq names its product small integral membrane protein 18 (gene SMIM18). The record is from RefSeq and is a predicted model, not a curated record. NCBI's taxonomy places the organism in Eukaryota, Metazoa, Chordata, Testudines, Testudinidae. Bases 151 to 444 code for a protein of 97 amino acids. The transcript is spliced from 2 exons.